Myotis brandtii (Brandt's bat) is the source of this 667-nucleotide messenger RNA. Its product is annotated as ferritin heavy chain. Gene Ontology annotation, cellular component: cytoplasm. The transcript has 2 exons. NCBI's taxonomy places the organism in Eukaryota, Metazoa, Chordata, Mammalia, Chiroptera, Vespertilionidae. Gene Ontology annotation, molecular function: ferric iron binding; ferrous iron binding. Gene Ontology annotation, biological process: intracellular iron ion homeostasis; iron ion transport. The coding region runs from base 18 to 563 and encodes 181 amino acids. The record is from RefSeq and is a predicted model, not a curated record.
UUACCAUUUGCAACAGCAUGGAUGGACCCGCCUCGCAGGUGCGCCAAAACUACCACCAGGACUCAGAGGCCACCAUCAACCGCCAGAUCAACCUGGAGCUGUACGCGUCCUACGUCUACCUGUCCAUGUCUUACUACUUUGACCGCGACGAUGUGGCUUUGAAGAACUUUGCCAAAUACUUUCUUCACCAAUCGCACGAGGAGAGGGAGCACGCGGAGAAGCUGAUGAAGCUGCAGAACCAGCGGGGCGGCCGCAUCUUCCUCCAGGACAUCAAGAAACCAGACCGCGACGACUGGGAGAACGGGCUGAACGCAAUGGAGUGUGCGCUGCACUUGGAAAAAAGUGUGAAUCAGUCACUACUGGACUUGCACAAACUGGCCACUGAGAAAAAUGACCCUCAUUUGUGCGACUUCAUUGAGACGCACUACCUGAAUGAGCAGGUGAAAUCCAUCAAAGAACUGGGCGACCACGUCACCAACCUGCGCAGGUUGGGGGCCCCUGAAGCGGGGAUGGCCGAGUACCUCUUUGACAAGCACACCCUGGGGGACAGCGACGAGAGCUAAGCCUUGGCUGCUUCCCGUGGCCUCGGGGCGACUUCCUGGUCCCCCAAGCAGUACUGCAUGUUGGAGCUACCUUUACCUUUUCUAUAACUUGUACCAAAUCAUCC